This is a messenger RNA of Castor canadensis (American beaver), 1210 nucleotides long. RefSeq names its product basic helix-loop-helix family member e22 (gene Bhlhe22). Gene Ontology annotation, cellular component: nucleus. NCBI's taxonomy places the organism in Eukaryota, Metazoa, Chordata, Mammalia, Rodentia, Castoridae. Gene Ontology annotation, molecular function: protein dimerization activity; E-box binding; DNA-binding transcription factor activity, RNA polymerase II-specific. The record is from RefSeq and is a predicted model, not a curated record. Gene Ontology annotation, biological process: positive regulation of transcription by RNA polymerase II; sensory organ development; axon development.
AUGGAGCGCGGGCUGCACCUCGGCGCGGCGGCCGCGGGCGAAGACGACCACUUCCUGCACAAGAGCCUGAGCGCCUCCACCGCCAAGCGCUUGGAGGCGGCUUUCCGCUCCACGCCCCCGGGCAUGGACUUGUCCCUGGCGCCGCCGCCUCGGGAGCGGCCGGCGUCCUCCUCCUCGUCGCCCCUGCGCUGCUUCGAGCCGGCUGACCCCGAGGGGGCAGGGUUGCUGCUGCCGCCGCCUGGAGGCGGUGGCGGCGGAGGUGGCGCGGGCGGUGGCGGCGGCGGGGUGAGUGUCCCCGGGCUGCUCGUGGGCUCAGCCGGUGUUGGGGGUGACCCGAGCCUGAGCAGCCUGCCGGCCGGGGCCGCCUUAUGCCUCAAAUACGGCGAGAGCGCGAGCCGAGGCUCGGUGGCCGAGAGCAGCGGCGGUGAGCAGAGCCCCGACGACGACAGCGACGGUCGCUGCGAGCUGGUGCUGCGGGCCGGAGGCGCCGAGCCGCGGGCUUCCCCCGGCGCGGGGGGCGGCGGCGCCAAGGCUGCAGAGGGCUGCUCCAACGCCCACCUUCACGGCGGCGCCAGCGUCCCCCCAGGGGGCCCCGGCGGCGGCGGCGGCGGCGGCGGCGGCGGGGGUAGCAGCGGUGGUGGCGGCGGUGGCGGCAGCAGCAAGAAAUCCAAAGAGCAGAAAGCACUGCGACUGAACAUCAACGCCCGGGAGCGCCGGCGGAUGCACGACCUGAACGACGCGCUGGACGAGCUGCGCGCGGUGAUCCCCUACGCGCACAGUCCCUCGGUGCGGAAGCUCUCCAAAAUCGCCACGCUGCUACUCGCCAAGAACUACAUCCUCAUGCAGGCGCAGGCCCUGGAGGAGAUGCGGCGCCUUGUCGCCUACCUCAACCAAGGCCAGGCCAUCUCGGCCGCCUCCCUGCCCAGCUCGGCGGCCGCGGCGGCGGCGGCUGCUGCCCUGCACCCUGCGCUCGGCGCCUACGAGCAGGCGGCCGGCUACCCGUUCAGCGCCGGGCUACCCCCAGCCGCCUCCUGCCCGGAGAAGUGCGCCCUGUUCAACAGCGUCUCCUCCAGCCUCUGCAAACAGUGCACGGAGAAGCCUUAAACACACCCCCGAAAAACACAAGACCGACCCAAAAGCUGGAGGAAAGCGAAAAGCUGCUCCCCACCCCUUUUAUUUCGGUCCUCCCCUAGUUGUGAAACUUGCAGAG